UGUGCUGUGCUUUAACCCGCUGCGCCACCAGGGAGGGCCCUUUAUUAUUAUUUUUAAACACAUGAAUGUUUAACUAAAAGCUUCAGGAGGCAUUGCAGAGACUGUUUCUGGCAAAUGGCCAUUAUAUUCUACUACUCAUUUUUUUGAGUAUGUUGUCUUGCUCUUGAGAAGGCAAUGGUGAAAGAACAUUUGAAAAGACCAUGGAACAAUAAGUCAAGGACUAGAUGACUGAAGACAGUCUGCUUUUUUUACUUUGUUGUCAUGUGGUUCCUAGCCGAGGUUUUCAGUUGUCCCAAAAUAGUCUGGAAAGGGAUGGGACUUUGAUAUCUGGGGUGAUUUUGUUUAAGGUGAGCUCAAUUAUUUCUACUAUCUUGAGAAGUUAGCUGUUUUUAUCUACAUUUCAUUACUUAAAUUUCCAUUUGUAUCUUCUUAAUGCUGCAUUUGUUUGAGUUGACAAACCGUCUUAUGGAAGUGUAUUUAAAGCAAUACAUAAGGAAUCUGGUCAAGUUGUGGCAAUUAAACAAGUACCUGUUGAAUCAGAUCUUCAGGAAAUAAUCAAAGAAAUUUCAAUAAUGCAGCAAUGUGACAGGAAGACGAGGAUAGAUUUGUAGUAAUCAGAGGGCUGCUUUAGCCCCAGUCAUAUCUAUGUUCCCAACAGAAAAGAGAAGGGAAGAAGCAGGAAAGAACUUUCCUAGAAACUCUCAGCUUAUGCUUUAUGCAUCGAAAUUGAAUCAGUUGGUGACUUUAAAACUGUUGAUGUUGGAGAAUCUGGACGCAUUGUCACCCCUGGUCAAGUCAGGACUCUGUUGUUAAAACAUCAUAAGCAACUUUGUCUUCCAACAUUAUCCCGUAUGUUGUAAAGUACUAUGGCAGUUACUUUAAGAAUACAGACCUCUGGAUUGUUAUGGAGUACUGCGGAGCUGGCUCUGUCUCGGACAUAAUUAGAUUACGAAACAAGACACUAACAGAAGAUGAAAUUGCAACUAUUCUGAAAUCAACUUUGAAAGGACUGGAAUACUUACACUUUAUGAGAAAAAUACACAGAGAUAUAAAAGCUGGAAAUAUUCUCCUCAAUACAGAAGGACAUGCAAAACUGGCAGAUUUUGGAGUGGCUGGUCAGUUAACAGAUACCAUGGCAAAACGCAAUACUGUGAUAGGAACUCCGUUUUGGAUGGCUCCUGAGGUAAUUCAAGAAAUAGGCUAUAACUGUGUGGCUGACAUCUGGAGUCUUGGCAUUACUUCUAUAGAAAUGGCUGAAGGAAAACCUCCCUAUGCUGAUAUACAUCCAAUGCGGGCUAUUUUUAUGAUUCCCACAAAUCCACCACCAACAUUCAGGAAGCCAGAACUUUGGUCGGAUGACUUCACAGAUUUUGUUAAGAAGUGCCUAGUGAAGAACCCUGAGCAAAGAGCUACUGCGACACAACUUCUACAGCAUCCUUUUAUCAAGAAUGCAAAACCUGUAUCAAUUUUAAGAGACUUGAUUACAGAAGCUAUGGAAAUCAAAGCUAAAAGACAUGAGGAACAACAGCGGGAACUGGAAGAAGAGGAAGAAAAUUCGUGUUUUUGCUCACAGGAUGAAGAUGAGCUGGAUUCCCACACCAUGGUGAAGACGAGUUCAGAAAAUGUGGGCACAAUGCGGGCCACAAGUACUAUGAGUGAAGGAGCCCAGACUAUGAUUGAACAUAAUAGCACUAUGUUAGAGUCUGACUUGGGGACCAUGGUUAUAAACAGUGAAGAUGAGGAAGAAGAAGAUGGAACUAUGAAAAGAAAUGCAACUUCACCACAAGUACAAAGACCAUCUUUCAUGGAUUAUUUUGAUAAACAAGAUUUCAAGAAUAAAAGUCAUGAAAACUGUAAUCAGAACAUGCACGAACCCUUCCCCAUGUCCAAAAAUGUUUUUCCAGAUAACUGGAAAGUCCCUCAAGAUGGAGAUUUUGAUUUUCUAAAAAAUCUAAGUUUAGAGGAACUACAGAUGCGAUUAAAAGCGCUGGACCCCAUGAUGGAACGAGAAAUAGAAGAACUUCGUCAAAGAUACACAGCAAAAAGACAACCCAUUCUGGAUGCGAUGGAUGCAAAGAAAAGAAGGCAGCAAAACUUUUGAAUCUAAUUUCUGUAACUAUUCUGGAAACCAAGAAACCACUAAGAACUAAAGGAAUAUUAUGUGUUGUUUUAAUCCCUAAAGAUUUGUGCUUUACAACUACACAACAGCCAAAAAAACUAAGGAUGGUACAUACCCAGGUUAAUUGCCACAAGACAGAAUUCACAACUGUAUCCAUUGUGGUUUUUUUUUUUUUAAUUAUAGAAAUAACAAAAAUGUAAUAUGUAUGUCUGUUAACUGCAUGCUUGCCUUAAGGCUGUUGUAAAGCAAAGGCUGUGUGUAUAGAGAUCUUGAAAAUCUAAAGCUGUUGUUUAAUUGUACAGCACUGAAGGGUUUUAUGUCCCAAUAGUCUCUGUUCUUACCUAAUAGCCUAUUUAUUGUAUCUCUUUAGGUAAAUUUAUUUAUUUAUGCAAUGCUAUUUCACUUUGUUUUGUUUUUUAAGGACAAGAUCAGGAUAACAUGGUAAAGGUAAGAAGUGAUUAAUAGAUGAUAAUGAACAAUCAAAUUAUAUUUUAAGAAGAGAACAGUGGGAUACAAUCCUUGAUUUCCAGGAUAGUUUACCAAUAGAAACAAAGCAAUAAUAGCUAUAGUACCCAAAUGGUCAGACAUUUUUUUUGUACUGAAGCAAUAAUUCCAUUUUUACCUUCUGAAAUCUUAAUUUUUUUAUGUUUGAUACAAAUAGAACUAUAUAUUUAGGUCAGAAAGAGAUAUAAUAUUUGAAACCAAAGAAAUCAAUGAAACUCUUGCACAAAAAUAUGUGGUAAAUAUUUUAAAAGAAAUAAAUCCUUAAGACAAAUAUAAUUUGUUAAUAUUGUUUCAUGUGUAGGUCUGAUAGUUAAACUGUCUCUAACUGUAAUAAGCUCAUCAAACUUAUUUCUCUGAAAAUGUGCUCAAUUGUCACAGGACUUUUUUGUUGCUUUCAUUUAUUUCCUGGGAAUUGGUAAACAUCAUGUGCCUGACGAUAAAGAAAUAGAAAAUACAUUUGUACUGAACUGUGUAAGCCUUAGAGACUGAAAAAAAAAAUUAAAACCAUUAAAAAGAAACUCAUUUCUAAACUGAACGAACAUUUGUAUGAUUGAACUGGGACCAGUCAUUUCCUGAGCUACAUAUGGCCAUCUUGACAGUGUUUGUUCUUUUGUGUGUUUAAUUACUACAUGUAAAUCAUAAAGACAAUAAAUUUUACUGUGUCAUCCA
Messenger RNA from Condylura cristata (star-nosed mole), 3292 nucleotides. It is a transcript of the gene STK3, whose product is annotated as serine/threonine kinase 3. Gene Ontology annotation, biological process: regulation of MAPK cascade; protein tetramerization; intracellular signal transduction. The transcript is spliced from 11 exons. Gene Ontology annotation, cellular component: cytoplasm. The record is from RefSeq and is a predicted model, not a curated record. The coding region runs from base 905 to 2101 and encodes 398 amino acids. NCBI's taxonomy places the organism in Eukaryota, Metazoa, Chordata, Mammalia, Eulipotyphla, Talpidae. Gene Ontology annotation, molecular function: ATP binding; protein serine/threonine kinase activity.